CUCGGCUGGGGCACCCAUCUACAGGACAGCUGAGCUCAAGGUCUGGACACCCCAAGAAUCGCUGCAACACAUAAACUUUCUUGAACUUCAAAUGGUUUUCAGUGCUUGCAGGAAUUUCCUCCACAUCAUUUGAGGUCAGUCAAUACAGAUUCUCACCGACAACAUUUGCACGGUGUAUUAUGUCAACUGACAAGGAGGUGCGCGUUCCCGCCCACUUUGUGCAGAGGCAGUUCGUCUCUGGAAUUGGGCGAUCCAGCAUGGUAUCACCCUGACUGCAGCUUACCUUCCUGGCAAGGAUAAUGUGAUUACUGACGCCCUUAGCAGGCAGUUCUUCUCCCAACACGAAUGGGAGUUGCACACCAAAGUCGUCUGCAACCUCUUCCAAUGCUGGGGUAGGCCACUCGCCGCAACAGGAAGUGCCAUCAAUACUGUUCAUGAGAGGGCGUCGGCACAGGCUCCUUGGGGGAUGCCUUCCUACUGGACUGGAGUCGUCACAAAUUGCUGUAUGCCUUUCCCCCUCUCCCGCUCAUCCCAAGGGUGCUGGAGAAGAUAGAGCGUGCAACAAUAAUUUUUAUAGCACCCUUUUGGCCUCAGCAGACGUGGCUAACACAGUUGUUGAGGAUGUCGGUUGCCAAACCACGAUGACUACCGGAACUGUUCAAUUUACUAUCUCAGCAGCACGGUACAAUGAUCCAUCUGUGCAUCAAGCACAUUCACCUGACAGUGUGGAUCCUAGCUGGCUCCAAGCGUCGCAGUUUUGUUCUCAGGAGGUGAGACACGUACUGAUUAACAGAAGGCGGCAUACCACACGCAAGACUUACCUUCAGAAGUGGCAUCGCUUUCAGUCAUGGUACGCAGCAAGAAAUCUCGACUCUCUCUCGGUGCCUGUCCAGCAGGUGCUGGAUUAUAUUAUGCACCUAAAGACGGUGGGAUUGGCAAUUUCUUUCCUCAGAGUACAUUUAGCGGCAAUUUCCGCUUUCCGUCCACCUAUUAACAACCAUUCAAUAUGUGCACACCCCCUCAACAAAAGGUUUUUGAAGGGGCUCGACAGCCUAUAUCCAGCUCACAGGAUCCCACCGGAGCCUUGGGACUUGCUUUUAGUAUUGGACACUAUCAUUCACCCUCUCUUCGAACCACUAGCAACGUGUGAUUUACAGAUGCUUACGAUGAAGGUGGUGUUCCUGCUUGCCAUUACGUCUGCGCGUCAAGUAAGCGAAUUAGCGGCUCUGUCGGCGGACCCGCCGUACACACAGUUCUCCAACGGUGCUGUGGUACUUCGUGUACACCCGGCCUUUCUACCAAAGAUCAACUCUGCUUUUCAUAUAAACAAACCCAUGUGUUUGACGACGUUCUACCCAAAGCCUCAUUCCUUGCUGGAAGAGUCCCGUUUGCACACCCUAGAUGUCAGACGAGUGCUGGCAUUUUAUCUUGAAAGAACAUAUGUCUUUCGAAAGUCUCAACGACUGUUCCUGUCUACAGCCGAAUGCUCCAAAGGCAAACAGCUCUCUGCACAGCACAUCUCCACUUGAUCGUCGCUUGCAUCAGAUGUUGUUACACUCUAUGUAACAAACCACUUCCAGGCCGACCUUGGGCCCACUCUACCAGGGGCAUGGCGGCUUCCACUGCCUAUUUUCGCUGGGUACCAUUGCAGGACAUAUGCCGUGCAGUGACCUGGUCCUCUACUCUUACUUUUGCUAGACAUUACACUCUUGCGAAUACACUAAAGACCGACUCAGCGGUAGCCCGGGCGGUCUUGUCUGCAGCGCAGAAACGAUGAGUCUGAAGCACACGUCUACCAUUGGGCCACUGCUGUGGACUCACCUUGAGUGGAGCACCCUCGGGGACACUACUCGAUGAAGAAGAGCGAGUUACUCACCAUGUGCAGUAAUGUCUGUUCUUCGAGAUGUGUGUCCCCGUGGGUGCUCCACAUCCCACCCUCCUCCCUGCUUUGGAGUUUUCUGUUUGUAUUUUUCAGAUGCUUCCGGUUGGGAGGAAGCUGACUAGCCAGACCGCGCUCAGCUGAGAGGCGCGAAGCAGCAGUCGCACAUGCGUGGUCCAGUGCGGGGGGGCUACUGCUACUGAAAAUCCUCCGGUUUACAGCAC
Messenger RNA from Pelodiscus sinensis (Chinese soft-shelled turtle), 2103 nucleotides. Lineage: Eukaryota; Metazoa; Chordata; Testudines; Trionychidae. The record is from RefSeq and is a predicted model, not a curated record.